Molecule: messenger RNA, 2178 nt
Organism: Dacryopinax primogenitus
Lineage: Eukaryota; Fungi; Basidiomycota; Dacrymycetes; Dacrymycetales; Dacrymycetaceae
Product: ATP-dependent DNA helicase
Exons: 10
Coding region: 1-2178 (725 amino acids)
Biological process (GO): double-strand break repair via homologous recombination
Cellular component (GO): cytoplasm; chromosome
Molecular function (GO): 3'-5' DNA helicase activity; ATP binding; nucleic acid binding
Source: RefSeq, a predicted model, not a curated record
AUGGACGACUUUGAAUGGAGUGGAGAGCUUCUUCACAGAGCCAAACAGGUCUUCGGAAUCCAGGACUUCCGGUUCUGCCAAAAGGGCGUGUGUAACGCUAACAUGGACGGGAGGGACGUCGUUUGUGUCAUGCCUACUGGAGGAGGGAAAUCUCUCACUUACCAGCUUCCGGCGCUCUUGACACCUGGAACGACGGUCGUUAUCUCCCCUCUGGUGUCGCUCAUCACAGAUCAGAUAUUGCAUUUGCGCGAAGCGGGAGUGGAGGCGGUGAUGCUUACUGGAGGGACGAAGAAGGAGGAGUCCAGGGAGGUAUUUAACCGGCUGGGGAAGAAGAAGCAUGCGAGAGAGCAAGAGGAGAAGGAGAUCAAGCUCUGUUAUGUGACUCCCGAAAGGAUCGCGAAAAGCAAGACGUUCAUGAGUCUUAUGGAGAAGAUGGCUCUGGACGGAAGGCUCGCGAGGAUCGUCAUCGACGAAGCCCACUGCGUCUCUUCCCUGGGGCAUGAUUUCCGACCGGAUUAUAAGAAACUCUCCAUCCUGCGCCAGCUCUUCCCCUCCGUUCCUAUCCUUGCUCUCUCCGCCACUUGUCCUCCGAGCGUACUCAAAGACCUGCUCAAGAUCCUCAAGCUCCGCCCGGUAGUAGACGGAACCUCCGCCCCCCUGGACGGCGGGACGGUGUACUUCUCCUCUCCUCUUUACCGGGCCAACCUGCAUUAUUCCGUUCUCCCCAAACCGCCUUCUGCGGCAGGAGCAAUCCAGGCUAUGGCGGACUAUAUCCUUGCUCACCAUAGGGGAGAGUCGGGCAUCGUAUACUGCCUAUCGAAGAAGGACACACAGACGGUCGCGGAUGGGAUCGCCCAAGCCAGCAAAGGGAAGAUCAGGACAGGGGUAUAUCAUGCAGACGUAGAAGAUGCGGAGAAGGAGGGCAUCCACAGGCGGUGGAGAACCGGCCAGGUGCAGGUCGUAUGCGCUACGAUUGCCUUCGGCUUGGGGAUCGAUAAAGGCGACGUCCGCUUCGUACUGCAUCAUUCGAUGUCGAAGAGCCUCGACGGGUUUUACCAGGAGUCUGGACGGGCGGGACGGGAUGGCAAGCAUGCGGAUUGUGUAUUGUAUUAUAGAGGGCAGGACGCGACGCGUCUCAGCUCGCUGAUAUGUGGCGAAGUCGAGGGACAAGAGAAAUGUAUGUUCAUGCUACGUUUUGCGCAGAACUUGACCGAUUGCCGCAAGUUGCUGUUCGCGAGGUACUUCUCCGCUUCCUCCGAAUUGGCCACGGCGGCAUGGGAAGACCCCUCCGCGCCUGCGUCCCUCGCCCCUUGUGGGCACUGCGACAACUGCCUGCGCCCGCCGAGCACCGUCAGCCGGAAAGACGUGACAUUCCAGGCUUGGCAGAUCCUCAGAGUUGUAGAAGAGGUAUGUAGGGAGGGGGGACGGGUGACGGUGGGCAUGCUUGCGGAUUUGGCGAGGGGGUUGGGAGGGGGGGCGUUUGCUGUUUCGGGAGGGGGAAAGGGGAAGAGGCGGAAGUCCGAAAAGUCUGAGCUGGACCUGGAGCCCCUAGGUGGGAAAGUAGACUUGAGCAAAGACGACGUCGAAUUCCUCACAAUUCAGUUGAUACUCGACCGGUACCUGGCAGAAGACUACCACCAGACUGCGUAUGCUGUUAACGUCUACCUCUCACCUGGGUUACGAGCUGCGAGGCUGACGAGGCUUCCUCUUGCACUUGUACGGUCGGGACAGAGGGAAGGACCGAAAGUGGAAGGAGUGUUCUUACUCCCUCUGCCGAGGAAGGCAAGGGUGAGUAUGGGGGCAAAAGGGAAGCAGGCGAAGGUCGACGAUAGCUGGGUACCGGAGAGGAAGGGCAAGAUUCGGGCGAGCAAGUAUCCCCCUGAGGACGUGUACGGCGAUGAGGAGGAGGAGGACGACGGUGACGUUGAGCUCGUUGAGCCUGAUUCGGAGGAGACGGAUAUCGUGGAGGGUGAUGAUUGGCAGCUGGAUAUGCGAGGGAAGAGGAGGCUUCCAAGUACUAAUGGCACUGGUGGCACUGGGCGGCAGGCGAAGAGGCGAAAGGGGAAUGGGAGCGGAGGAAAGGAUGCGAAUGUGUAUGAGAACUCGGACAUGGACGAUAUUGAGGGUGUUACGGCGGUUUGGGAGGACGGGCAGGAGGUGUAUGUUAUUUCCCCCUGA